Messenger RNA from Vanessa atalanta (red admiral), 1947 nucleotides. RefSeq lists its product as uncharacterized. The transcript has a single exon. The record is from RefSeq and is a predicted model, not a curated record. NCBI's taxonomy places the organism in Eukaryota, Metazoa, Arthropoda, Insecta, Lepidoptera, Nymphalidae. Bases 4 to 1947 code for a protein of 647 amino acids.
UUUAUGGAGUAUCAUAAUAUUAAUAACACACUGUAUGAUGCUCAGAGGGUGACAAGUACUUACGCUGAAAUAUUUUUUGAUAAAAAUAGCCUCUCUGCAGUUCAUAAUGAAGAACCUUCAGAAGAGGAAUUGCUUGUUCAAAAUUUAGACCAAAAAGAUGAGUGGAAAUCACCCAGCGAUCUUCUUGUGGGUAUUAUAAAAUUAAUUCCGCCGUUUACGUCAAAGAUUACUCGAGGCAAAACACAUGAAGGAAUAUUAGACAUUGGUAAUGAAGUUUUAGAAAAGGAACGUGCAAAAUUUCUAAAAUUGUUAGAGACAUUAGUGCAUGACAACGAUGCUUCCUGGGAGAACAUCUUGGAACAUGAAAAACAGGAAGUAGUUAAAAAAGUUAAAACCAUUUUUCAAAAUAUAUUUAAACACAAGAGUGAUAUUAUGAAACAUGAGAUAUCCAUGUUUUACGAAUUAUCUUUACAAGAUUUAGAAAAACACUUACAUUCAGAAAUACAAACUAAAAUACAAACAGCGUACGCGAAUAUUAUAUCGGACUUAAAUAUUGAAAUUCAAAAUAAGUUGCUGAAAGAAAGAAAAAAGCUUGAAAAUAUUUUGAAAAAAAGGUUUACUAUUGAAGUACAAAAAUUAAAAAAAUACUAUUCACUUUUAUUGCAUAAUGAAGUGCAUCGAAAUAAAAUACUAAUACUGCAAGCCGUUCAGGAGAGAAAUUAUGCCAUAGAAGCAUUUUAUAAACAAGUCGAAGCGGAAAGAAUUACUAGUACUAUGUAUAUAAUGAGCUUAGAGAGAAAAAAAUGCAAAAUCCGAAAAAUACUUCUACAAAAUUUACAAUCUGAUGAAGUUUUAAGUAAAAGUAAAAUAUUAGAAAAAAAAGCUCAGGUAAUAGAAGAUUGCAAACGAAAAUAUGUAGGAAUAUCAGAUAUCAAUAAACAUUGGGAACAAAAAAUUAAGAAAAUCUUACAGUUGUUUUUAAAGUUUAUAAGUUUUUCACUUAAAAUAUUACCGGAACAAACAACUUUUUUAUUAGACUUAGAGAAAAUGAUGAUGUUGCAAAUUAUUGAACUAAAAAGAAAUCCAGUAAUGUGUACUACAAUUUUAAAAAGUGAUGAUAUUGACUUAAACGUAUUUCAUUUUAAGCAACCUGAGCAGGAAAUAACUGUAUGUGAAAAAAAUCCUUUCGUUGUAAUUGGUGAUUUAUCAGAUCCUAUUCCUAAGGCGUACGGUAGUCGAGAGACUUUACCAUCUGAUGUAGAUUUACCAUAUUUUAGAGUCGGAAGACAAUAUGUCUACGCUAAGUGUCAUGGAUAUGAAGGUAUAAAAAGCUAUUUAGAAUCACAGAAAUGUAAAUGUCGUACUCCACGCGAAUCAUCUCCGCCGAAGAAGUUAAAUGAAGUUAAGUUACCAUCUAAAACGACCUGCGAAUCGAUUGAUAAAGAGUCUUCUUUAGAGUCAUUAUUACUAGACGAUUUCGCACGUCUUAAAGAUUGUCCAGCGAGGAAGUGUACAAACUGGAUAAAAACAAAUUCAUUUCCGAAUUUAGCCAACUAUUUAGAUUACACUAAAGAAAAUUACGAAAGAGUAACCACCAUUCUGAGUCCAGCUUGUAAAACAGAAAUUUCACCUCACUUUAUUAACCCUAAAGAUAUUGCAUAUAAGGAGCUGCCAUUUUCUGCAACCAAAGAACGUCAUCAUUCUGUUGGGACUCAAUAUUCAAGUACGGACGAUCUAAGCUUGCCAAAAAAUAGUUGUCAUUGUGUUAAAAAUAUUAUUGAACAAGAAAUGCAAAUAAACUUUAACCUCAAUUGUACUGUAAAAUCAUCUAACCACGAAUUAAAUGAAAUACUAGCAAAGCGUAAAAAAUCAUUAGAACGAUUGAUAGAUAAAAAUCCAAAUGUAUUAAAAAUAUUUACUGACGAAUGUUUCGAUUAUAAACAAUAA